AUGGAGGACAUCGAGGACGUGCUGGGCCCGGCCGGCCUCUCUGGCGGCGGAGCGCCUCCGGGGCUCCGCCUCCCUCUAGCCGCCGUCACGGUCAAGCCGAAGCGCCGGUCGUCCAGGGUCGCGCAGGCUCCGCCUCAGCCCGAGGACCGGAUCCCCGGCACGCAGACGAUUUACGUUAAGACUUUCGGGUGCUCACAUAACCAGAGUGACAGUGAAUACAUGUCAGGUCAGCUCUCUGCAUUUGGAUAUGCAAUCACUGAAGAUCCCGAAGGAGCAGAUUUGUGGCUAAUUAACACAUGCACAGUGAAAAAUCCAAGUCAAUCUGCAAUGACAACCCUCAUAUCUAAAUGCAAGAAUGCAAACAAGCCACUAGUAGUGGCUGGAUGUGUACCCCAAGGAAGCCAGGGUCUUAAGGAGCUUGACGGUAUUAGUAUAAUUGGAGUGCAACAGAUAGACCGAGUUGUUGAAGUGGUUGAGGAAACUUUAAAGGGCCAUGAGGUUCGGCUGUUGAGUCGGAAAACACUGCCUUCACUUGAUUUACCUAAGGUAAGAAAGAACAAGUUUAUCGAGAUUCUUCCUAUUAAUGUGGGAUGUUUAGGCGCCUGCACAUACUGUAAGACAAAGCAUGCUCGUGGUCAUUUGGGAAGCUAUACUAUUGACAGCUUGGUGGAUCGUGUGAAAAAUGUUGUCUCCAAAGGUGUCCGGGAGAUCUGGUUGAGCAGCGAAGAUACUGGUGCUUAUGGACGGGAUAUCAGUACAAACCUUCCAAAUUUGUUAAAUGCGAUUGUUGCGGAGCUUCCUGUUGACCAAAGCACAAUGCUCCGCAUAGGCAUGACAAAUCCUCCUUUCAUACUAGAGCAUUUGAAGGAGAUAGCUGCUGUUUUGCGUCAUCCCUGCGUUUACUCUUUCCUCCAUGUUCCUGUGCAAUCUGGAAGCGAUGCUGUUUUAACGGCAAUGAAUCGUGAAUACACUGUUGGCGAGUUCAGAAAGGUAGUUGACACUCUGUGUGAGACUGAUCAAGAUUUCUCUGAGACUGUUAACCUCGUAAAGGAAUAUCAAUUCCCUCAGGUCCACAUUUCACAGUUUUACCCUAGACCAGGGACACCUGCUGCUAGGAUGAAGAAGGUACCAAGCAAUGAAGUGAAAAAGCGGAGUCGUGAAUUGACUUCAGUUUUUGAAUCAUUUUCACCAUACCAAGGAAUGGAAGGCAAAGUAGAGAGGAUCUGGAUCACCGAGAUUGCGACUGAUGGUGUUCACUUGGUUGGACAUACCAAGGGAUAUAUCCAGGUGCUGGUAAUUGCUCCUGAUAGCUUGUUAGGAACAUCAGCAAAUGUGAAAAUCACAUCUGUUGGACGAUGGUCUGUCUUUGGUUAUGUGAUAGAAGGAUCUGUUGCAGUAGGAGAAGCACCGAAGCAAACUAGUGCCAAACUGCAGAAAGAACAUGGACAGAAUCAGGUGGAGGAAGCUGGUUGUUGUGCCACUGACUCCUGUGGCACCAUUGCAUCCUCCAAUGAGGCACAACAGUGUGCCCCAGAACGAUGUGAAAACACAUAUCAUGCCCCGCAGGCCUGUGGUGAUGUUACUCGUCAGGAGGCACUCCAGCCUACGCUUGUGAGGAGAAGGGUAGAGGGAACCCCGAAAGAAAGUGAAAGCAGUGCAGCACAUUCACUAGGGAAGGAACAGCAGGUGAAAGUAGUAACUAGGAGAGGGGUAAACAUUGACACGAUUUUGUGGUGCGGUUUGGCCGUGAGCUUCGCUGUAACGAUAGCUCUGCUUGUAAUCCUUACCAGCAAGAUUUCAUCGGCAUCGGUGUUUGUAGCUUGUAGUGAUUGUCCUUGA
Miscanthus lutarioriparius is the source of this 1839-nucleotide messenger RNA. The record is from the annotation of a GenBank genome assembly. Lineage: Eukaryota; Viridiplantae; Streptophyta; Magnoliopsida; Poales; Poaceae.